UCGAGGUUUCGAUUUAGAAAUACACCUCCAAAGAAGAGCACCCAUGUCAGACACCGGAGCCCGUUUUGUGGGAUCGGCCUUGGGAGCGGCCAUCGCUGAAACGGUCACCUUGCCCACGGAUGUGGUGAAGGUCCGUCUCCAGGUGCAAUCCACUGGUCGCUACCGGGGCUUCGCUGACUGCCUGCAGCAGACGGCCCGGAAUGAAGGCGUCCACGCGCUGUGGAAGGGCCUGACACCUGCCUUGGUGCGCCAGGUUUGCUACACUUCAAUGUCCUUGGUGAUUUAUGAACCUAUUCGUGGAUUCUACGGUGAGCUGUUGGGUGGCAAGGACAAAGGGCCGAGCUAUUUCCAGCGGCUUUGCGCUGGCGGCACGGCUGGAGCCCUGGCCAUCUCCGUCUUCAAUCCUGCAGAGGUGGUGAAGACCCAGGUGCAGACACACGUGGGAGCCAACAUUACCAUGCGAGAGGUGGCCUCACGAGUCUGGGUGCAAGAUGGCCUUCUUGGCUUUUGGGCAGGCCUUGGGCCCAACGUGGCCCGGACCUUCCUGGUGAACGCCGCGGAGUUGGGCACCUACGACGAAGCCAAGAGCCAUUUAGUGCCCGUGCUGGGCGAUGGUUUCUUCGCUCACGUUGGCUUCCGUGGCUGUGAGCUUUUGCUCAUCGACGCUGAAGGCUUUGACGUGGAGAUUUUGCGCUCGAUGGCCUAUCACUGCCAGCGCCGACGUGAAGAGCUUCCAUGGGUGAUACAAUUUGAAAGCAUGCUCUGCGACGCCGUGGCAACAGCUAUGGAGGCCUUGAUGAGCUACGGCGAAAGCCGAGAGCUAUCCCGUGAAGAGGUCGAGCAUGCGCUGCUCCACGGCUUGAGUCGGCUCAACCAUGGAUGGGUAUCCUGCACCUCCGAGCAUGAGCUUGGAGCGUCGCCUGAGGCAAAGGGCGGGUGCCUCCUAGCUUUGGAGGCCAAGCUGUUCCUGACGAUGAGGUUGUCAACUCUGUACCGGAUGACCCAGCAGAAGCACGCUUGUCACUUGGCUGUACGCUGGGGAAAAGAUGCGGUUGAGACGAUGGUGGCUAGGCGCAACAGCGUCAGCGCAGCAGUCCUAGCGCCGUUGGUGAUUGGGCUUAACGUCUCCAAGACUUCGCGGAGGACUUGGAAGGAUGCAGUUGCAUCAGUCAGGGAGCUGCGUCGAGCCUAG
Molecule: messenger RNA, 1192 nt
Organism: Durusdinium trenchii
Lineage: Eukaryota; Dinophyceae; Suessiales; Symbiodiniaceae
Source: the annotation of a GenBank genome assembly